This is a messenger RNA of Mesocricetus auratus (golden hamster), 5072 nucleotides long. RefSeq names its product zinc finger protein 54-like. The transcript is spliced from 5 exons. The coding region runs from base 2005 to 3744 and encodes 579 amino acids. Gene Ontology annotation, biological process: regulation of DNA-templated transcription. NCBI's taxonomy places the organism in Eukaryota, Metazoa, Chordata, Mammalia, Rodentia, Cricetidae. The record is from RefSeq and is a predicted model, not a curated record.
GGCUGCAGCUGUCAGGCUGCCCUGGACCCGCUCCUCACAGACUCCACACACGCUUGCUGCAGCCUAGACCAGAGCUGCAUCCGGGAGGACGCUGCACCCCGGGGUCUGACCCCACAGUGAGUUUUGAAACCUUCAGAGAAAAGACAGGCAGCCUAACCUCGACUUGACCACCAGACUCCAGGGCAGCAAAAUCACACCAGACGAUAACAGGCUAAAUUCAGAAGCCAGCGUCCCAUCGCCAACACAGACAUCACAAGACAAAACCAAAUACUGCAGUUGUGCCUCGGGGAGAGACAUUUCAGGAACUUGGAUUCUGAAAAGAAAUUGGUGUCUCCAAAGUCAGUGGUCAGUCCAUGGCUAACGGCCCAGGGCUGAGUUAAUCCCGUGUUGUCACCACUAGAUGGCGGUCGUCUCAUUUUACUAACUAAAAAGUUUGUGAUUCAUGCCCUAUGAAAACUGAGGAAGAGCAGGAGGAAAGGGAGUAAGAAGGGAGGAGGACGGCCUCAGACAUGUCACUCUGUAGACUCCACACAGCUGUUGUGAUCAGUAACCAACAACAACGGUACUGACCUGCACUGACCUCACACUAGACACAGUCAGUCUAGGAAAGGGAAAGGCUCACAGGGCCCCACCCUUAACCUCUCAAAUGCUGUCUAUGGAUGGAUUGUAGAAGGAGAAUCUCUGUCUUUAGCUGCAGUCCUCUGCUGAGCCCAGCAGGACCCAACACACAGCUCCAAACCAGAAUUUUCACAGAUAGCCCUGGUCAAUCUCAGUGGAUCUCAUGCACAAUGAACGGAGAUGAACACGAAAGACAUCUGUUGGGAAUUGUGGACCAGGGUAACAGAGUGGUAGGAGGUGACAAUGGGCAGUAUUUCACGCACGCGCACUCAAUCUCGCACUCAGCAGAUUAAUAAUUGGCAGCCAGGGACUGGGUGGGUGGCACGGGUCUCAGUGGGGCGGAGACCGUCAACAGGAAACUGCGGGUGGAGGGCGUGACCAUCUCCUGGGCACACGGGAAGAGGGGAGAGUGGGAGGGUCUAGAGAAGUGACUUGCACCGAGGCUGUGUGCUAGCGCAAGUUACAGAGGAAGUAAGGCCAAGUGCGUUGAGGUUCUAUUCCCUUUGUUGUUCCCUGACCUUCACGGUGGGAGCCGCGCGCUGCAGACCCGGGUGCGGGGGACGCGGCGGGCGCCGCGGGGACCUGGAGACUCUGGAGCCGCAGUGUCCGCGCGGGGCGGGCGGCCUGGGAAAGUCAGCGUCAGCAGCAGCGCAGUGGCGGGAACCGCAGCCCGGCGGCCCUGGAACCUCCCAGAUCCCAUGGAAUAAGACUGGUUUCUCGUCAACUGAUCAUCGGAUUGCCAAAAUAUUCUUGUAAUAAUCUAAUCGAAUAUAGAUUUAUCUUUUGAGAUUUGCAAUUACGAUCCUGUUACUAUGGUGGAAACGACAAAGCUCUUGAAAUUUACAGUCAUCCAUACUAAUUUCCGAGUUAUUCACUUCCAUAUGCAAGACAGUGGCACAUGGAAACAGAGACUUGGAUUCGCAGGAGCAUUUAAAGUAUAACCAAGGAACGCCUCAAAAUUCCAUUGAAUCUGAAAACACACACACACACACACACACACACACACAUAUAUAUAUAUAUAUGCGAGUUCCACAGUAUCCUUGUAAACAUUAACUUUUAAAAUUAAACUUUUAUUUACCAUUAAUUUACCACCUGAGACAUAUGCACACUGUAAUACAAAUACAGCAUUCUGAGGGAUGUCUUUGCCAGGCCUGGUGGCAUAGGCCAUAAAUCACAACACUCAGAAGGCAGAGGCAGUUGGAUCGCUGUCAUUUGGAGGCUUGCAAGGAGUACAUAGUGACUUCAAGAGCACAGCAAUGUGUGAGAAAUCCAGGGGCUUCCUGAACAGUCUCUUUCUCAUGUGCAGGGCUCACUGACCACCCAGACCUGCUCACCUGUGCAGCAGAACAAAGGGUCCUGGAAGGAGAGAGGAGACAGACAUUAAGGAUGCAGGUUCUGAUGACAUUCAGGGAUGUGUCUGUGAACUUCUCGAAAGAGGAGUGGGAAUGCCUGGACUCUGCUCAGAGGACUUUGUACGUUGGUGUGAUGUUGGAGAAUUACAACAACCUGGUCUUUGUGGAGAACUAUUGCAAGUGUGAUCCUGUCCAUCACCCUGUGAAGACUGAAAAGGAGUCUUGUCAGUGUGAUGAGCUUGACAAAGUGCUUCAUGACCCCUCCACAUGUGCACUUCAUAGAACAAGUGAAUCUACAGAAAACUCUAGUAACUACACAUGCAGUAGUCACAGGGAUGCCUCUGUUGACUCAUCAAACCCAGACAGACAUGAAAGCAUGCACACUGGAGAAGAACCUUGUCCAUCUAAAGACUGUGAGAAAUCUUUACAUUUGUGUUCCAGCAUUACUCAAGAUCAGAGAGUCUACACUGCAGAGAAAGAGCACAGGCAGGGAGAAUAUGAUGACUGUCUCAGCUCUGCAUACAGACCUUCCCAACAACCAAUCGAUAUUGGAGAGAAACGACUCCAGUGUGGCACAUGCGGGAAAUUCUUCAGGAGUGCCUCAAGUCUCACUGUACAUAAGAAAAUUCAUACUGGAAUUAAACCCUACAAGUGCAACGUUUGUGAAAAAUCCUUUACGCAACUUGGAAAUUGUAAAGCUCAUCAAAGAGUUCAUACUGGGGAGAAACCUUACAAGUGCAAAGAAUGUGGAAAGUCAUUUCGUUACUUGGCAGGAAUUAAUAGCCAUCAGAAAAGUCAUACUGGAGAGAAGCCUUAUAAGUGCAAUGAGUGUGACAGAUCCUUUCGUUGCUAUUCAUCAUUGAGUAUGCAUAGGAAAGCUCAUUUUCUAGAGGAGUUUCACAAAUGCAAAGAUCAUGGUAAAUCCUUUCUUCAAUUAUCACACCUUAAAAGUUAUUACAGAACCCAUGCUGGUGAAAAGCUUUCCAAAUGUGAGGUAUGUGACAAAUUCUUUACCUCAAAUUCAAUCCUUAGAAGACAUCAGAAAGUUCAUACACAGGAGAAACCUUACAAAUGUGAGGAAUGUGGCAAAUUCUUUGUUGAUGAGGCAACUCUUAGAAGACAUCAGAAAGUUCAUACUGGGGAGAAACCUCACAAAUGUGAGGUAUGUGACAAAUCCUUUUCCUGGAAUUCAGAUCUUAGAAGACAUCAGAGGGUUCACACUGGAGAGAAACUUUACAGAUGUAAGGAAUGUGACAAAUGUUUUACUAGCUGCUCAAAUCUUAGAGCACAUCAGAAAAUUCAUACUGGAGAGAAACUUGCUAAAUGUAUAGAUUGUGACAAAUCCUUUAUCGAUUUUGCAACUCUUAGAAAACAUCGGAGAGUUCAUACUGGAGAGAGACCUUACAAUUGUAAGGAUUGUGACAAAUCCUAUCGUAGUUCUUCAUAUCUUAGAACACAUCAGAGAGUUCAUACUGGAGAGAGACCUUACAUAUGUAAGGAAUGUGACAAAUCCUUUACCGGAUACUCAUUACUUAGAAAACAUCAGCGAGUUCACACUGGGGAGAAACCUUACAGAUGUAUGGAAUGUGACAAGUCCUUUCCACAGGUCUCACAUCUUAGAACACAUCAGAGAACGCAUACUGGAGAGAGGCCGUAUAGUUGUCAGGUUUGUAACAAAUUUUUUUCCCAAUCUUAUCUUUUAAGGAGACAUCAGAAACUUCAUACUGGGGAAAUACUUGAUAUACGGGAAGAUUGUGACAUAUCCUAUAUCUGAGGUCUUAGAAGACAUCAGAUGGUGCAUACUGGAGAAGGUGCAUACUGGAGAAUUGACCUUACAGUUGUAAGGAAUGUAAGAAAUCCUUAUCCAGUUGCUCAAAUCUUGGAAGGACUCACAGUGUUCAUGCUGGGGUAAAACCCUACAAAUUUAUGAAAUGUGCCAAGUCCUUUAUCCGGGACUUAAAUCUUAGAAGACAUGCAAAAGUUCAUACUGGAUGCAGACUUUACAGAUGUUAGGAAUGUGACAAAUCCUUUGUCCACUCUUCUGCUUGAUGGAAACAUCAAAAAAUCCAUAAUGAAGAGAAACCAUCCUUUAUACAGAUUUCCAAUCUUAGGAGACACUAGAAAAAUCAUACUGGAGAGAAACUGUUUAAAUAAUGAGAUAUAGCAUUUUCCACUACUGUGUGCUUACAAAUCACAACAGUUUACAAAAUACUGGGGAAGAUCAAUGAAAGAGUAUCUUCAUAGAGGGAGCCAGUGUGGGUUUAGAGAGAAACCUUGAGCUUGAGAAAUUCUCAAGAACCCACACAGGUGACCCCGACUCAGACUACUAGCAAUAGUGGAGAGGAUGUCUGAAAGGGCCUUCCCCUUAAUCACAUCAGUGACUACCCUAAAUGUCAUCAUUGAACAUACAUCCAGUAACUGAUGGAAGCAGAUGAAGUGAGCACAGCCAAGCACUGGACUGAGCCACUGGAAUUCAGUUGAUGAGAAGGAGGAGGGAUAAUAUGAUCAAGGGGUUGGGUCAAGAUGAUGAUGGGGAAAACCCAGAGACAGCUGACCCGAGCUAGUAGGAGUUCCCAGACUAUGACUGACAGCUGGGGAACUGCAAGGGCCUAAACUAGGCCCUCUGAAUAUAGGUGACAGUUAUGUGGCCUGAUCUGUUGAGAGGGGCAGGUCUGGUAGUGGGACCAGGACCCAUCCCAGGUUCAUGAAUUGUCUUUUACGGUCCCAUUCCCUAUGGGAUACCUUUCAAGGUGGGAUACCUUGCUCAGCCUUAAUAUAAGGGGGAAGGGCUUUGGUGACACCCCAAAGUAGGCCUUCCCUCCUCUGUGGUGUAGAUGGGGGAUGGAGAGCUGGGUGGUCAGAGAUGGUGAGGGAGUGGUAACUGGGGUUGCUAGGUAACAUGAAAAAUAAAAAUUUUAAUUAGGAAAAUAAAAUAGAAACAUAAAGAUAAGAAACUAGUGAAAGUCUUUAUGAAGGUUUAUGUUUUUAAAAGUUUCCUAGAGUGGCCGGGCAUUGGUGGCGCAUGCCUUUAAUCCCAGCACUUGGGAGGCAGAGGCAGUCGGAUCUCUGUGAGUUCGAGGCCAGCCUGGUCUACCGCGCGAG